This is a messenger RNA of Anoplophora glabripennis (Asian longhorned beetle), 2315 nucleotides long. RefSeq names its product myosin light chain kinase, smooth muscle. Gene Ontology annotation, biological process: positive regulation of apoptotic process; intracellular signal transduction; protein phosphorylation. The record is from RefSeq and is a predicted model, not a curated record. Lineage: Eukaryota; Metazoa; Arthropoda; Insecta; Coleoptera; Cerambycidae. Gene Ontology annotation, cellular component: nucleus. Bases 343 to 2145 code for a protein of 600 amino acids. Gene Ontology annotation, molecular function: protein serine/threonine kinase activity; ATP binding. The transcript is spliced from 8 exons.
UCCGAUCCGAUUCCGAAUUUCCUGGCAGAGGACCCGACUGAACGGCGUGUAGUGAUUUUUAGGUAUAAAAAUGUAAAAUUUAAUGAACAUUUCAUCCGCGACACUCCUUCUAGCAACACGUGACUUUUGUGUGCUCGCCGACGAGGAGGUUCUAAUUUUGGCGCGUACCGUAGCGUCGAGGCGCCCAUCGACGCCCGCCGCAAUACCGUUCAGUUUACAAAUUUGGUGCCCGAGUUUAACACAUAUUUUCAUGUCGCGCCCGCUGUUUUGCAAAUAAGAGACUUACUCUGAUCCGGAGUGAUUCCCCUCGCAAUUUCGCAAGAGAGAGGAUUACGUUUAAAAAUGAUCAAAGUGGACGAGAACGACCCCAUAGGAGAGAUCCAGUUGAGCUUUCCAUAUAGAGACGUCCAGAUAAGGAGGGGAGUCGAUCCUAAGGAAGAAUAUGUGCUGGAAGCGGAAAUAGGAAGGGGUAAAUUUGGAACCGUGUACAAGUGCAAAGAGAAGUCGUCAGGACUGUAUCUGGCAGCAAAGUUCAUAGGAUGUCCCAAAAAAGAAGACCGCCGAAAUGUGGAGAGAGAAAUAGAUAUAAUGAGGGCGUUACAGCACCCCCGACUCAUCCAGGUCUACGACGCGUUUGAAAAUGGCAAAAUCAUGACUGUUAUUUUAGAACUGAUAGAAGGCGGGGAGCUCUUUGAAAGGGUCAUCGACGACGACUUCAUCCUGACCGAGAAAAGCUGCACCAUAUUCAUGAGACAGAUUUGCGAGGGGGUCGAUUUCAUACACAAACAGCGAAUCCUCCACCUGGACAUGAAGCCGGAGAACAUCCUGUGCCUGACGAAAACGGGAAACAGGAUAAAAAUAAUCGAUUUCGGGCUGGCCAGAAAAUUCGAUCCCGACAAGAAGCUGCAGGUCCUGUUCGGCACUCCCGAAUUCGUCGCCCCCGAGGUCGUCAAUUUCGACGAAAUUGGAUAUGGCACCGACAUGUGGUCCGUUGGAGUUAUAUGUUACGUUCUACUUUCUGGCCUUUCCCCUUUCAUGGGACACACCGACGUUGAGACCAUGGCCAACGUGACCAUCGCCAAGUACGACUUCGACGAUGAAGCCUUCGACGAGAUCUCCGACAACGCCAAGGACUUCAUCCAGAAGCUCCUCGUCAAAGACAUGAACCAGCGCCUAACCGCCCAAGAGUGCUUGAACCACGAGUGGUUAAAGAGGAAGAAACAGACCGUCCCGAGAACGCCAAGCAUGGACGUAACCAAGGACAACCUAAAGCAGUUCGUGGAGAGGUGGAACGAACACCCGAACUCACCCUACGUUUUCGAGAUUAACCCCCACAUCGUAUCCCCCUCGAUGCUGCCCACUGGAAGCCAGAGUCUGUCAGGUUCCAGCGAAUCUCUGGUAGGGGAUUCCCCUUCGCCGUGUGGUUCCUUGGCUUCCUCACCAGGAUCUGACAAUGCGUUUACCAACAACGGCUUGGAGGAUAUGGAUGGUUAUCGUGAUUCCUUGCUUCCGCCAAGUGCAGAUCACUUCAGGAGGGCUUCGGACAGCGCUGGUGUCGUUAAGUCGCACGAUAUCGCGGAAAGGAUAAACCUGGCUGAGGAGAUCAGGAAGCUGUCGGACAAGCUUUUUCAGUUGUCCAACAUCAACACGUCAGUCACGAACAAUCAGAGUUGCUUCGGUGAACCUUCCACUAAAGCUGAAAGCGAAAGUACCAUCCCCGUAAGCAUACCCAUUACAGUCUCUGUUAACAACCACGAUGAGAAUGGGCUACCGCGUGACCACCCAGCUAGUCCCAACUGUGGAAUACCAUGGAGACGGACUAAGUUCAAAAUGAACCACAUGUCGAGAGACGUACCUCUGGCUGUAAGGAAUAUCCACAAACUAUCUGAAGACCAAUUCACAACGAAAGUUAACAGUCACAGCAUCACAAGCCCAAACGGCACCAAGGAUUUAUUAUUACAACUGUUGGAGCACUGGGACGGGCCUAAGGGUCCCAUAAUGCAGAACAACCGACACGGAUCUAUUUCAUCCGAAUGGACUGAGAGCGACACCUUGGGGCAGCGGACUAUAAGUUCACUAAAUACAUUUUUUCAAUCUAGGAACACGAACAAGAAGAUUACCCAGUUUCACUUCAAUAAAACUUAGACUCGUUGCUGUAAAAAGAUGUACAUUUCGUGUAUUUAUUUGUCUGCAUUUUCCGAAUUUUUCCACUGUAUAUAAGGGACCAUUUAUUCGUUUAGUUUUUCUCGACAUAUCCAUUUAAUGAAAUUAUUUAUUGUUAGUUUAAGGAUAUAAUAAAGAAAACUACUAUUCAG